AUGAGCCACCGGACAGAUGUCCUCUCCAAGCUUCCCAGCAGCCUUUCCAUAAAGAUUUUGAGGUUUCUGCACAUACGAGACUGGCUGAAUUGUGCCGAGGUGUGCAGCUCCUGGAGAGAUCUCAUUCAGUCAAGUGCCCUGUGGAGUCAGCUCAACUUCUCCAGGGAGAAAGAGUGGAUCACGAAUGCUGAGGUGAAGCAAAUUCUGCGGAUGUAUCGUCCGUUUGUGGUUCACCUGAAUCUACGUGGCUGCACCUUCCUCACUUGGCCCAGCAUCAAGUGUGUCAGUGAGUAUCCAGCAAAUGGACCUGCAGGCUAG
Knipowitschia caucasica is the source of this 318-nucleotide messenger RNA. NCBI's taxonomy places the organism in Eukaryota, Metazoa, Chordata, Actinopteri, Gobiiformes, Gobiidae. The record is from the annotation of a GenBank genome assembly.